This is a messenger RNA of Coregonus sp. 'balchen', 7163 nucleotides long. The record is from the annotation of a GenBank genome assembly. Lineage: Eukaryota; Metazoa; Chordata; Actinopteri; Salmoniformes; Salmonidae.
CAAACAGCAGCUCCUUCCUUCCUAACCUGUCAGUACCUAACCAGAGAGGAGAGGGGAGGGGAUGGAGAGACUGAUAGAUAGGAGGGACCCAGCCAGGCUCAGAGAGAGGGAAAGUUUGAAGGGGGAUGGAACAUGCAGAAGCCAUGACAGAGCAGAGCAGGAGAGGUAGUUUGAGUGAGAAGUGACACACGUCAGAGGAAGAAGAGAAGAGACUCGAGAGCUGUCAAAGAGGAGAAAACUGACAAGGGGGCAAACAGAAAAUAAGGUAGUGACAAGGACACAAGGCUUGCUUGGUGCUAAGGGAAGGGGGAACACUGGCGGAGAGCGAGGGAGAAUUUGAAUCUGUGAGAGACGUGGACAGAAGGUGCUUCCCGGCGGAUGGUAACAGACCACAUUCAGAGCGGAAUAGAGAGAAAGAGAGGAGAGACUUGAGGCAUUUCUUCCUUCCCGUACAGACAAUGAUGGGGCUGUACUAUCCUGCGGUGUUGCCGGUGAGUUAACAUCAUAGUUUUCUGUAUGCUCCUAUCCAGUGUAGCAGGUUUAGACCUGGAACAUCUAAAGAUGUUUACCUAGCUAGUUUUGAUACGUUGCACAAGGCAAGGCCUCAGAUUGCUGCAUGGAGUUAUACUGUUGUUUCUCUUUUACCACAAAUAAAUGCACAUAGCCUAGACACUCAGUGAACGCUCAGUGAUUUGUGACUGGUAUUGUGUAACGACUUAUGUAAUAUAACUUGUUUUUUCAUUUAAAUAUGUAGAUGUGUUACUGGCAGCAAGAAGGGUUAACUGUGUACAUGUUCUAAUGAGCCUGCUGCCCCAACAUGUUCUGUGGUCAUGUCUGUGCAUCAGGGCCCUCAAGGAUGUACAGGCUUCUGCAAAUGUCUCUGUAAAUUAGCAGUGUUGAGCUGUGUGUAUGUCGCACGUUGCGGCCAUGCUGACUCUACAGAACAUCAUGUUAGUCCAGGGGGUGCAGAGAGGGGGGGGCUGUUGGAAUGAGGAAGAAGGAGAGAGUGCUACAGCAAUUCUUUGUUGUCUUCCCAGCUGUCUUUGCUGUUUAACCCCCCCGUCCCCCCGUCUGCUGAGUGAAAGAGACAGGUGCCAAGAAACAGUUGUUACUCUUUCCCCUCAAAUUUUCUCUGUUGGUACAACCCAGCCUCCCCUUUCCUCCGCCACCCCUCUCCUCCUGCCACAAUACUGGAUGGGGUGCUGUGAGGUUCUGUGCUCUGGGUGCUGAUUGGACAGUUAGCAGCAGGAAUCUCCCCAAUAUCUUUUAACUCCAGAGAAGUGAGGUUAAGAAAAUGCCUUCUUUUAGUUGACAUUUCUUCAUUAUAACCCAGAUUAAAGUGUAUGCUUGUGAGUGUGUUAGGGUUAUAAAUGCUGUGUUUGCUACCCCAUCAAUUUAACUAACAGCUUUGCUAUUAAGCAACCAAGCAAAGUGCAAACACAGCAACCAGCCGGGUUCUGAGAAAUGGUUUGAUGGUGGUGUAUUUUGCUGCAUCACCUCCAUUACUGCAGCCACCCUGCUUGGUUUAGAAAGGGAGCCCCACCCAAGCGUUCACCCCCAGGGGUAAGCGACUUACCUGCUGCUUCACAUUUGCACCAACCAAACUGCUGCAGAACUGGCAGACAGUAUUGCAGCACUAAUGCACUCUGAGACAUCCGUCUCCACUACAGGCUUACUGCUCCUCACUCUGCCCAUCUAUCUAAACCUGCAGUAUUGACAAUCCAGCUGGCUCAAGGGACAUGCAGAACAACAUUGAGCUUUGGAUAGACAGCACAGCAAGUAUGUUAAUUUGCACACAUGCACUAUUGUGACUGACAGAAACAAUGGCCAGUUCUGCUGCAGUGCAGUGUUGAGUCUCAGAGGCUCCUUAAGCCCCUUCCCCCACUAUCGGCUGACGGAGCUGGUUCAGUUCAAUGGACACAUGGCGCAGCAGCGUUUAUUCUCUUGUCUUCUUCUCUGGGCUGAAAUAGAGGCAAUCCUCACUAGUGUUGGUGGCUGAAUCAAUCAAAAAUUGUGGGAAACCUUUAACAGCAAUUGGGCAUGGAUGUUAAUCCUCCCAGAUACACUAAUUCAUCCCCGUACAUUUUUACAUUUUAGUCAUUUAGCAGACGCUCUUAUCCAGAGUGACUUACAGUUAGUGAGUGCAUACAUUUUCAUACUGGCCCCCCGUGGGAAACGAACCCACAACCCUGGCGUUGUAAGCGCCAUGCUCUACCAACUGAGCUACAGGGGACUAUGUCUUAGGCUGCUGGGUUGAUUAGAGCAGCGUUUCAAAGAGAGACUGAAGGAUGAGGAGAGUCAUGUCAGUGAACUUUGCAAAGGUUAAGUGUCAGGGAUGAGGUUUGCUCCUCCACCAUACCAUACCAGACAUCUUUCAGAGUUUUGGGACUGUGUAUGGCCACCAUGGUGUUGGAGCCGUAGUAGACAUGGCUCACGUUGUGCAGUCUGUAGGAGUAUAUAAUGGAGAGGCUGCUGAGGGAAGUCUUUAAAGGUGUCCUGUGAGACUGGUCCAGCCAGGCUUUCAGAAUCAGAGUGUGGUAUGACUGAACAUCCAACUGGCCUUGCAUGGUCCCAUCCUUCAUGGCCAACAACAACCUCUGAUCUAUUUGAUACAUUUAUGUAAUAUUGAGUGAGUCAGUGAAUACAAUAGCCUAUACUACCGCCGGACCUUUAGAAACUGACCAACUAUUUUGUUAAGAGUCCAAUGCUCUGUUACCCUUAAAUGAAUUGCCAUGUGUUAUUUUGCUUGUGGUACCUGUAGGGUUUAAGCCAAUUAGCUGUUAAUGUACCGUGGAGGGAUAGGCUGUAUAUAAUGUGUUGUGAUUUUCAUUGGUUGACAACCCUGAAGGAGUGACAGGGUUUCAGCACAUAGGCGCCCUUACAUGGAGAUGGGAGGCGGCUACAGCGCUAUGCUUGACUGGCUCUUGGGAUCCAUGGGUCACGUUUCGUAGCGGCGGUGGCUUUGACUGACUUGGGGGGGCAGAGGUAGAAACCCUCGUCUGGAUUUCAUCAAGCGAGGAGGGAGAAAGAAGGGGAGGGCGAAGAAGGAGAGGAAAAAGGAGAGGGAAAGCAUAUCUACUUCUCCAGCUGCAGAAAAAGGAAGAGGAGCGUACUACUGCAUUGGAGAGAAAGGGGGAAAGAGGCGGCAUAUUUAAUGAAAAGCAAUGCGUCACAGUAGGCUGGAAAUUAAUAGUGGUCAUUCAGUUAUUCUGCCAUGAUAAACGGAUUGGGAUUAGACUAACUAACUGGUUAAAGAGAUUACUGUAGUCUACUAACGCUCUUCACUGACUGUCUCCUGUGCAAUUUAAUUCUAAUUAUUUUAUUACGCUGCAAUCACUGCACACAUUUUAACACAUGCACUCUCGCAAGGUUCGCUGAAUAUUUUGACCCACAUUGCAAGCCCUCUUUCUUCCCCCGGUCCUCUUGGUGUAUGGAAAAACCUAUGGUGUCUCAGGUAACACUUCUGUACUACCGCCGCCGUGCGUGAAGAGAAAGAGGGAUGCAGAGUUUAGCCUGUUGUAAUUCAGAUGGUGCAUUUAAUAUUGUGUUAUAUACGUUUAUGCAGAAGAGUAAUUCUGAAGUUAUAUUGAAAGGGUACCUAGUGGUCAAAUGAGAUUUGUUAUGCUUAGACUAUUUUAUAUUAAUUCCUGCAUUGCUUUUGAACAUCACCUAGUGGCUUACUAGUGAGUUAUGAUAUGCUGUAUUGUAUACAGAUAUACAUAUUUGUGAAAUAUUAUACAAUUGACUGUACAACCCCCUCUGUCUCCUGAAAUGUGUAAACAAUUUGAUAAUUCAGUUUCAGUUUUUAAUACAAUGUUUUUCCAGAUAUUAUUUUAUCCUUUCCUUUUUGCAACACAGCAUGACUCCCUUUUAUAAUACCGUCUCCCUCCUUUCUCUUUGACUCUCUCUCCCUCCUCUCCUGCUCUGUGUGUGAGAUACAGCCAUUUAGGGCAGUGUUACUGUUACCUCUCAGUCAGUGUGGCAGGAAUGUCCAGUUGACAAAUGUGUUGAGUGCUACCAGGCCCCAGCCAGUACCUUCUCUCUUUAUUUAUUUUUAUUUUUUAGCUUUGUCCAUCCAUCAGUGGAUACCAGUGAGUAGCCUAAAUAUCCAUUCCAGUACUCACAUGAUCGAGAUACUGUACUGUUAGAAACACCCACUACUCUUCCACCCCACCCCCAUCCUCUGAGCCUCCAACACAGAUUUGGAAUUGGUCCCUGUGACUCAGACUAUGAGAAGCACCCUUUACUGGCUUGUUACAGGCUUGUGCAUGUUUAUGGAUGACAUGUCUUUACAGGAGGAAGGGGUCUUUAAUUCCCUACAUUUAACCUAUUUGGAAUCCUCCUUUAUUUAACCAUCCUCCCCGUUUUAUGCAGGAUUGUGGCGUUUGUGCUAUUGUUAUUAUUAAGUUAUUGGCAUUGCAAUGAAUGCAGUAUGCAAUCAGCCUCAUAAGCGAUUAAUAUGAACUGGAAUACAUAAGAAGUGGCUGGUGGAAUAUAGGAGUAGAACAGUUUUUCCAUCCUGUUCUGAAUUAAACCUACUUUUGUUGCACUCGUUAUCUUGGAGGCACAGAACCGAAAGCUCACUCCUCCUUAUCUAGUAAAGGGGAUUUAACAGUAGCUGGGACGGUUCUUUCCACUGUCGUUUCAAGAUGAGAAGUCUGCAGUCUCUGGGAUUAGUGAAUCCUCAUUUGCUUUACUGCACCGCAACUUAGUUUCCCUGGUAAUUAAAAAGGCUGUCUGGAGCCUGGGUGUCACCUCGCCUAGGCCUGGCUGACUGACUGACUGGCCUGUUUUAAUGGUAUUGGAUGCUGUCAUCAUGCCUGGAAGGCCACGAAGCAGUUUCAUGGCCCGAAACAAAAUGGCGCUACCCCCCCCCCCACUCCUGCCUCCCUACAGGCUUUUACUGAGCUCUUUCUGAGCACAGUUGGGGUGCUUUUUGAAGUUAUUACAGGAUGUCCUUGAGUGUGUGACUGAAGAGUGCUAUAUCACAGUGUCACCAUACCAUACCACAACACAUAACUGACACCUUUUUUAAAAUCGUGACCGGCCAACGCUACAAUCCAUUACCGUGCUUAUCAUGAAGACAGCAUAGUAACAGUGCUGUGGCAAUGGCCUGGAGCUGUCUCCCAACUCAACUGCUUAUGAUAUGAAUUCAUAUCAAGUGUAACUAAAUAGGAUAGCAGUAUCUGUUUUCACAGGGUAUAACAGGUAAAAAAAUUUUGUAAAUAUUGUCUGGAUAUGUGUGUACAUGGAUAGUUAGCAUGUUUGUGUAGCAGUGUGUGUGUGUGUGUAUCAGAUUUUGUGACUGUCAAUAAUAGAUGUGGUUGCAGUGAAUAUUUCAUGGUAGGCUGACUGAAACGCUCUGCUGUCAGAGAUAUGGAGAGAGAGACGGAGUAGGAGGGUGGGUGAAAUUUAAGCUGUGUUUUUAACCCUCGUUCUAGUCUCUCUCCCUGCCCCCAUCUGAACGGUACAGUACAGUCAUGCCUACCAGUAUUAACCCUGUCUUCUCCUCUCCUUCAGGGUUCUCAAGAUUCAACGGGGGGCCAGGAGGGGCUGGUGCCCCCGCCCUUCUCAGCGUUCCCUCCACCACCCCCUCCGCAGAACGGCCUGGGGACAGAGUUUGGCGGUGCUUUGUUUGGUGCAGGUGGGCAGGGGCCAUCGGAUUCAGGGGCUGGAACAAAUGGCUCAGCCACCACUCCCAACAUCUUACCCACCCCGGUGAGUGUUAUGGUUGGUUUUGUUGUUAGGCUCACUCUCUGCAUUUGUCCCGACAAUGCUCGAGAGUACUCGGUUCAUUCCAUUUAUCAGCCUCUCUCUUUCUCUUUCUCUCUCUCUCUCUCUCCUCUCUCCCCCAGCAGACAGAGGUGUCCCCAGGACAGGUAGAUGGAGUGGGGCAGUGCUUGGCAGUAGAAUUAGCAGGAGGAGUAUCCGGGGCUGACGCCUCAGAGGCCAAAGGAACCCCAAAACGACUUCACGUCUCCAACAUCCCCUUCCGCUUCCGAGACCCUGACCUCAGGCAGAUGUUUGGGGUAAGAAUCUGGGAACAUCCUUGUUGCCCUUUGAGAUGAGGAGUAAAUCCCUUCUGUUGUUUAAUUGAUGGUUGGUGUCAGAGUGGGUGUUGAGAAGAACAAAGGGCCAGACAGUCACAAAGGGAGGAACUCUCAUAUCCUUAGAUUUGCUCUAUUACAGGGCCAUGAGAGCCAUAGAGAGGUAGUCAGUAGUUAGUGAAUGAGUGAGGAAAGGAAGGCAUGUAGUAACGUAUUAAAGGGAUAGAAAUGGAGACAAUAGAAGGUAGGUGCAAUUUGAUUGAGUUUAUUUUGGUACAAUACUGCCUCCUAGUGUGCUGCAGGUUUAGUUCACCCCUGAUUGUCAAUUAAUUAAACAGAGUAUAUAAUGCAAUUUUGGUUUGUAUCCUAAUUCUUGUGUUUGUUGAUUUUCAGCAAUUUGGGAAGAUUAUUGAUGUUGAGAUCAUUUUCAAUGAGAGGGGCUCAAAGGUGAGUGAGAUGGUAACAUGUCCUCAGUCCCACCACUGGGGAAAUUAUUAUGAUGAAAAAGUCAAAUGUAACUUUACAGGACUGUGUCUAAAUGAUACAUUUUCUACACUGCACUGUGUCUUACUGACCUGCACUGAUAGUAUAAACAACAGGGUAGUAUUAUGGGUAAAAAUAACACUCCAGGCCGCUGUUGAACAUCUAAAACUAGAUUGAAAGUAUGUCGAAAUUAUAAUGGACUUAUAUAUUUUCUAAUAACUGCCCUUUUUCUGGCCUGCAAAUUGAUUUUGACAAGCAAAUUGGUCACAAGAAAGUCUGUGCGGCCUUCCGUUGAAUUUCGAAAUUCCAUUUGCCCAACCCUUCACUAAUCAGUAACCACUGUAUCAGUUCUAGAACAAACAACUGUAUAAACCAGUGAUUACAACUGUAUACCUGUUCAGUAAAUGUGUAAUGAAAUGAGUGAAACUUGCUAACUCAAAGGGCUUUGAUUUUCUCUAAAACAACCAGUAUGUUUCUUCCACCUCUCUCCUUACGGUGUCUUUGUGGUGCUCCUCUUUCCCCUCUGUCUGUCUACCCCAGGGCUUUGGCUUCGUCACGUUUGAGACCAGCGCCGACGCGGAGAAAGCCCGGGAAAGGCUUCACGGCACGCUAGUGGAAGGUCGCAAGAUAGAG